Molecule: messenger RNA, 2243 nt
Organism: Mya arenaria
Lineage: Eukaryota; Metazoa; Mollusca; Bivalvia; Myida; Myidae
Product: beta-lactamase domain-containing protein 2-like
Exons: 8
Coding region: 110-1405 (431 amino acids)
Source: RefSeq, a predicted model, not a curated record
CUGUAGCCGAUUGAAUGAAAGUUGAUUUGAUUGUACAAUUAUAAUGUAUGUAUCUUAAGGCAGUUUAUGGUUGCUUAAAGUGAAACCAAGCCUUUCUGUGAUACUUACAAUGGGUGUAUUAAAGCCUGUGUUAGUGGCGGUGGUGGCUGUGUUUGUGUACACGCGUGUGAUUCAAUACAAGGGAGAUAACUUGCCGGUGAACUUCGGAGGAACCUGUGAUGAGGACUUUCAAGGUGUGGUGGACGUGUUCAGGCGUAACGUUGAGAGCGGAAAGGAACCCGGCGGUGCAUUCGCGGUUUACUACCAGGGUCGCCCGGUGAUUGACGUAUGGGGCGGGUACGCUGACCCACAGAGUUACCGACCAUGGGAGGAAAACACGACCACAGUUGUCUUUUCCUGUUCCAAGGGAAUGGCUGCUAUAUUGAUGGCGAAAAUGGUUGAAGAAGGCCUGCUGGACUACUCACGCCUGGUGUCGGACUACUGGCCGGAGUUUGGACAGAAUGGCAAGGAGAACGUCACUGUCGAGAUGCUGAUCAGCCACCAGGCGGGGGUUCCGUUCCUGGAUACGCCCCUCUCUCUACGCGAGUGCAAGAUUAACAAGGAGAAAUGUGCUCAAGUCCUCGCCCAGCAGAAACCGGCAUGGCCGCCAGGCACGGCGUUCGGGUACCACGCGUUGACAUUCGGCUUGUAUGUUGACGAGCUGAUUGAGAGAGCGGACCCGCAACAUCGCGACACAGCCACCCUCUUCCGGGAGCUCAUUGGGGAACCAUUUGGUGUAGAUUUUGGCAUGAACACCCCGCGGGCGGAGUUCCACCGUACGGCGCGGCUCCAGACGCGCUCCAAGGCCCAGUUACUCAUGGACGCCCUCACCUACCGCCGAUACCUGACGCCCAUGUCCCAGAUCGUCUUUACACCAGACUCCAUGAUGGCAAAAUCCGUCGCCCCUAUUGUCGAAUAUGCUCAGAGUACAGAGACUCUCAAUGAUCCGGCCGUAAGGGAGGUGACCGUUUCAUCCUGCUCCGGUACGGGAACCGCACGGGGACUAGCGAAGAUGUACGGGAUUUUAACGAAUGGUGGUACGGAAGAUGGCAAAACUAUACUGUCACCCAACAUGAUGAAAAGUCUAGCAACGCCUUUGCUGGUUGGUAAGGACGUUGUCAUGUUAACUGGGGAGCAGUCACAGUUGGGUCGAGGUACCCUAUACAGAAAAAAUCCUAAGGGCCAACGGUGCGUCGGACACACGGGGUUUGGGGGUCAGGUUGCCAUAGGCGACCUUGAGAACGGGCUGGGCUUAUCGUACCUGACCAAUCACCUGUCAAUAAACGGUGUAGGGGACGAUCCAAGAUUCCGAGAUGUCGAGGAGGCGCUUUAUGAAACCAUAGACAGAAUACAGAAGAAUUCUUAGGGAUAUAACACAUUAUCUGUUUUCAAGAUUGUUUUGCAAGCAACUGGUGCUAUUUUAUUGUACGGACGAUCUCGACCAGGCGUUUAGAUAUGGUUUUGUAGAGUUACUGUAUUGUGAUGUAAGAGCUGAACCUAUAAUUUUUAAUCGAUUGAUUUACGACAUAAUUAUUCAUUUGAUCAAGGUAAAGCUUUGAAUGCACAAUAUGUCAAAGGCGACAGUAAAAUCGAUUGCCUCUUAACCUUUGUGAUACUUGUACGGUUAUUUGUUUAUGGUCUUACAUGUUUAAAUAUACCCUUGUUAUUGUUCGUAUACAUGUAAGUGCUCGUACUCGUGUAAGUGUUCGUUCAUGUGCAGGUGUUCGUAAAUGUGUAAAGAGAUCGUUCAUGUGUAAGCGUUUUUAAGUGUAUGUGCUCGUACUCGUUGAAGUGUUUGUUAAUGUUAAAUUGUUCGUACGAAAUGAGCUAAUUACAGAAUUGUUGGAAACAAUUUUCAAGGUAUCUCAUGUUACACAAUGUAUAUUUUAUUUAUGUAUCCUGGUGCAGACAAACAUAGCGUUUUUCACAUUUCAUGUUUUUCAUCAUGUUCAAAUCAAGAUUUUAAUGUUAUUAAAAUGCAUGUUAUAAUGUUGACGUAACUGUCAUAUGUAGACUGUUCCAAAUAGUAACGCGGCAUCUGAACUGAGAGUUAAAGGCACAAAGUAUGCACCAGAUACUCAGUUAAUUCACUAGGUCCUAUUAACAGCACACUGUAAUAUCUUAUUAUGUAUUUCCUUGUCUGAUAUACUCAUACUGUCAUGUUAUCACGAACUUGGUUCUUUGAAAUAAACUUGUAAACAUAA